Messenger RNA from Hippocampus comes (tiger tail seahorse), 1889 nucleotides. RefSeq names its product cryptochrome circadian regulator 5 (gene cry5). Gene Ontology annotation, biological process: circadian regulation of gene expression; entrainment of circadian clock by photoperiod. Gene Ontology annotation, molecular function: FAD binding; DNA binding; deoxyribodipyrimidine photo-lyase activity. The record is from RefSeq and is a predicted model, not a curated record. Gene Ontology annotation, cellular component: nucleus; cytoplasm. The transcript is spliced from 11 exons. Bases 117 to 1682 code for a protein of 521 amino acids. Lineage: Eukaryota; Metazoa; Chordata; Actinopteri; Syngnathiformes; Syngnathidae.
CUCCUCUGAUUGGCUAGCACGCUUCCUGUUUCGUAACUCUUCAACGUGGUUGUUACCAAACACAAAUCUAGCAACGACAACCAUCGGUUGAGCGGAAUAAAAGACGUCUUUAAGAAAUGGGUCAUCGAUGCAUCCACUGGUUCCGUAAAGGGCUGCGGCUGCACGACAACCCGGCGCUGAUGGCCGCUCUGAGGGACUGCAAGGAGCUCUAUCCGGUGUUCAUCCUCGAUCCACAUCUCUUUGACAAGAAAUGGGUGGGCAUCAACCGCUGGCGGUUCCUGCUGGGGGCGCUCAAAGACUUGGACUGCAGCCUCAGACUGCUCAAUUCUAGGCUGUUUGUUGUGAGAGGCAAGCCGGAAGACAUGUUCCCCAAACUGUUCACAAAGUGGAAAAUAACAAAGCUGACCUACGAGUUUGACGCAGAGCCUUACAGCGUAUCCCGUGACCAGAAGGUGGCCGCACUAGCCAAAGAACAUGGGGUGGAAGUCGUGUAUAAAGUGUCCCACACGCUUUAUGACACAGACCGAAUAAUCGAGGAAAAUAAUGGGAAAGCCCCCCUCACAUACAACCGCAUGCAGGUUUUAGUGAAGACCCUUGGGCCCCCGAAGAAGCCAAUUCUCGCUCCCACUGUAGAAGACAUGAAAGAUGUGAAGAGCCCUCAAUUAGAAGAUGACGCACACAAUUAUCCGAUUCCGUCAAUGGAUGAGCUUGGUCAUGAUACAUCGGAACUCGGAGAGGAGCCUUUCCCAGGAGGAGAGCAAGAAGCUUUGAGGCGACUGGAAGAAAAUAUGAAAAAAACUGGAUGGGUGUGCAGCUUUGAGAAACCUCAGACAUCUCCCAACUCUUUGAGCCCGAGCACCACGGUCCUCAGCCCUUACGUCACAUUCGGCUGCCUGUCUGCGCGCACCUUUUGGUGGAGGCUGACCGAAGUCUACCAGGGAAAAAAGCAUUCCGAUCCGCCAGUGUCCCUGCACGGACAGUUAUUGUGGCGAGAGUUCUUCUACACGGCCAGUGUCGGUGUCCCCAACUUUAACAAGAUGGAGGGCAACCCCGUGUGUACUCAAGUGGACUGGGACACGAAUCAUGACUACCUGACUGCCUGGAGGGAGGCUCGGACCGGUUUCCCCUUCAUCGACGCCAUCAUGACCCAGCUGAGACGAGAAGGAUGGAUCCAUCACCUGGCCAGACACGCCGUAGCCUGCUUUCUCACCAGAGGAGACCUGUGGAUCAGCUGGGAGGAAGGGCAGAAGGUUUUCGAGACGCUGCUGUUAGAUGGCGACUGGGCUCUCAAUGCGGGAAACUGGCAGUGGCUCUCAGCGAGCACAUUCUUCCACCAGUACUUCAGGGUCUACUCUCCCGUGGCGUUUGGCAAGAAGACCGACAAAAAUGGCGACUACAUCAAGAAGUACCUUCCCGUCCUGAAGAAGUUCCCCGCUCAGUACAUCUAUGAGCCUUGGAAAGCACCAGGCAGCGUACAGAAGGCAGCAGGGUGCAUUGUGGGUAAAGACUAUCCGCGUCCCAUUGUGGAACAUGAAGUCAUCAGCAAGAAGAACAUACAGAGGAUGAAACUGGCGUACGCCAAGAGGUCCGCCGACACCGAUGAAUCGCCCAGCAGGAAGCAAGGUGUGAAGCGAAAGGCGCCUUCCGUUGUUGACAUGUUGAGGAAGAAAGGAAAGAAAUGAGUCCAGCUUAUACAUUUUCAACAGUUCUUCGGUUAUCUCCUAUUUAGAUUGGUGGCAUCGGUUUGCUUGUUUGUGUGGGUUAUAUUGUUAAGUGCUUGUUGUUGCUGGCGUGUUUCUGACGUCUUGGAGCUGGAAGUUUUAUUCUUUCCAUACUGUAAUGUUUGUGUCCACAUGUACAUUGAAAGCAUUGACAAUUUUUACCACGUU